UGAAAUGAGCAUUUAUAUAAAGCGGCGUUUAAGGACACUGUCUGUUCCUCUUUCUUUUUUCUUUCCCCCCCUUUUUUUUGUAACCGGAGAGGUCGAUUUUCUUAUUUACAAAGGAUAAGCGUAUGGUGGGUGGGGUUUACGGAGCGUGCUGGGAGCCCUAGGGUGCGUUUUGUACUACACAUGCGCAGAGUCUUACCGGCGACGGCUGUAAGAAACAGUGGCCUAGCGAAUAAGGGGAUUACGGAGCCCAAUCUGACAGGCUGCACAAUGAGUCAAGGUAAGGACAAUGCACGACUCAAGAGCUACAAGAACAAAUCUCUCAACCCAGAUGAGAUGAGAAGAAGGAGGGAAGAGGAAGGUCUGCAGCUUCGCAAACAGAAGAAGGAUGAACAACUUUUCAAAAGGAGAAAUGUUGCCACCGUUGGGGAAGAUGGCACCCUGGAAGACGAUGGAAUGGCAGAUAGUGGCUACCUGGAAUCCCAGGCUAACAACAUGGACCCACUUAUGGGUGGGGUGAUUUCUGAAGACAUGAUCCAAAUGAUCUUCUCCAGUUCUCCUGAGCAGCAGCUAAUAGGCACUCAGCGCUUCAGGAAACUACUUUCUAAAGAGCCCAACCCACCCAUUGAUGAAGUCAUUGCCACCCCAGGAGUUGUGGAACAUUUUGUUGAGUUCCUAAAGAGGAGAGAAAACUGCACAUUGCAGUUUGAAGCUGCUUGGGUGUUGACCAACAUUGCCUCAGGCACAUCCAACCAGACACGGGUUGUAAUUCAGGCAGGAGCUGUGCCCAUAUUCAUAGAGAUGCUUUGCUCAGAUUUUGAAGAUGUACAGGAGCAGGCAGUGUGGGCCUUGGGAAACAUAGCAGGUGAUAGCACAGAAUGCCGAGACUUUGUCAUUGACUGCAACAUUUUGCCUUCCCUAGUGCAGUUAUUGGCUAAACAGAAUCGUCUAACCAUGAUGAGGAACGCUGUGUGGGCGCUCUCAAACCUGUGCAGAGGAAAGAACCCACCUCCAGACUUCUCAAAGGUGUCCCCGUGUCUCAGCGUGUUGUCUUGGCUGCUGUUUGUGAAUGACACAGACAUUUUAGCUGAUGCGUGCUGGGCGCUCUCCUACCUGUCCGAUGGCCCUAAUGACAAAAUCCAGGCUGUUAUUGACUCAGGAGUCUGUCGCAGACUGGUCGAAUUACUGAUGCAUUCUGAUUAUAAGGUUGUAUCUCCUGCCCUGCGGGCCGUUGGAAACAUAGUCACUGGAGAUGAUCGGCAAACACAGGUGAUUCUGAACUGUUCAGCACUGCAGUCACUCCUUCACCUUCUGAGCAGCCCCAAGGAGUCCAUCAAGAAGGAGGCCUGUUGGACAAUCUCAAACAUCACCGCAGGGAAUCGAGCACAAAUUCAGAUGGUGAUCGAUGCAGGUCUGCUGCCUCCUCUCAUCUCUAUCCUGCAAGUAGCAGAGUUCCGUACAAGGAAAGAAGCAGCAUGGGCUAUCACCAACGCUACUUCAGGGGGCUCCGCAGAGCAGAUUAGGCAUCUAGUGGAACUCGGCUGUAUAAAACCUCUUUGUGACCUCCUCACACUCAUGGAUUCCAAGAUUGUUCAAGUGGCUCUAAAUGGUCUUGAGAACAUCCUGCGACUGGGGGAACUGGAGGCUAAAAGAGGAGGAGGCAUCAACCCUUACUGUGCGCUCAUUGAAGAGGCCUAUGGUUUGGACAAGCUGGAGUUUCUGCAGGGCCAUGAGAACCAGGAAAUCUACCAGAAAGCCUUCGACUUGAUCGAGCGCUACUUCAACACUGAAGACGAGGAUCCAUCUCUGGCUCCGGCCGUUGACCUUCAGCAGCAGCAGUUCCUCUUCCAGCAGUGCGAGGCCCCCAUGGAGGGUUUCCAGCUAUAAUGAAAACCCUCCUUGCCAUCAUGCUCCACCUUCAUACUCACCUACCUUUACUUCUCUGUCUCUGCCCGCAGCCAAGAUUCAGGGUUAAAACAACCCUCGGCCUACUCUCCUCCUGCCCCUCUUCUCGUUGUCAGGGAGGCGGUUUUAAUCAUUAUCAUGAUUAUUAAGAGUGUAACAUUUAAGGAACAUGGGCCGGUUUCUGCAGUCUUGUCAGCCAGUUUGUGGAGGUUUCACUUAUUUUGUUUUGUGCUGACUUCUCUAGCAUCUAAUCUCCCUUCUGACCUGUUCAGGCCCUAGUAUCUCGCUGGCAGAUUGUCCUGGCAACAGCCUCCCCCUGUAUUUUUUUGGAGGAGGGGGAGGUUUCCUCCCCAGUACAUCUGGAAGAAAAGAGCCCCUAUCCUUCAUCCAGUCCGACUGGCAGGAGCUGUCUCUGAGUCAGCGGGGGUUUUGGACUGCACUGCUUGUCUGAAGCAUUAAUGACUCUCAAGAUAGACAGACAUCAACCGAGUCUCCCCCUCCCCUCUUCCCCUCCACACAGAGAAGAAUGAUCUAACCUAAGCACUGGACUGACCAUGGGACUUUGACCACAUGUAAGACUGUCUCACAGGACUCUUCUAACCUUUUAUGAAAAAGGCACUUAAAUGACUCAGAAAUGGAGGUUGGAUGCCGUUUCCUCCUCUCUAACCACAGAUAGACUAAUUGAAAAUUUGACUGUGUGGCUGUGGGGUGGAUCCUCCCUAACCAGGCUGCUUGCUCCCACCUGGAUUUCAUAUCAUUCCUCUAUCUACUAAUGGGAAAUUUCCACCUGCACAGGCUCCAUCCUCAAGAGUUUUGCAUCCUGCCUCCUGGUGUGACGUGAAUAGCCCCAUGGAGCCAUGGGAAUUGGAGUCUUCCCUCGCACUGAGACAAUUGGAUGGACUUGGACAAGACAAAACAGACUAUUUAACUUUGGAUUCUGUCCAGCAGCAAACCAGCGGGAAUUUUUACUAUCAUAACAUAAUUUCAUUUCAUUUGCAGCACUUUAGUUCUGGACUGAUGCCUGCUCAUCAACAGUAGUUUAUACAUUAGCUAUUUAAUUGGUUGGUGACAAGGCUCUUACCUCCUCAGGAAGCGAGGUGUAAAGAUGGGUGGUCUAUAACCCCGGCCCCCUCCUGGCAUUCAAAAGAUUACACUGUUUAUCCUUCCCUGAAGAGACUCAAUCAGAUUGUGGACUGAAGCUAUCAGCAGACACUUAUCACAAUCAAAAGAUCAUGUUGACUCAGUGAAGCUAGAACUUUAUUCUAAGCAACAAUUGGCUGUUUAGCUGUGAUAGUCUAAAGCAUGACAACACCCAUUCAAGUAGUAUUUUCCAAUUUGAUCAUGCCAAAUCUAUGCAUUUGUCAGCCCUUAGGCCUGAGAUUGGUCUUCUUUUAUUAUAAAAAUUUAAGGGUUAGCAUCUUUUGUGUAGCUGAUGGUGCCAUAAUCCUUCUACAGAAAUCCUUCCACAUAAUUUCAAAGAUCCAGAAUAAAACUUGAAAAUCCUGGUGAUCACUUUAGUUAGCACAGCUGAAUGUUUGUUGUUUGUUUACCAAGUCCUCUUUGCAUUGCUUACUUUUGUCAAAAUCUCAGCAAGAGAUUACCAGCUCUAUAUGUUCCUUGCUGUUUGUUGUAUUGAGUUUGUGCAUCUGUCCUCUGUUAAUGCCAUUUGCAUAAAAGUUGUUUCAUGAACUUC
Molecule: messenger RNA, 3595 nt
Organism: Menidia menidia (Atlantic silverside)
Lineage: Eukaryota; Metazoa; Chordata; Actinopteri; Atheriniformes; Atherinopsidae
Source: the annotation of a GenBank genome assembly